Molecule: messenger RNA, 4553 nt
Organism: Varroa destructor (honeybee mite)
Lineage: Eukaryota; Metazoa; Arthropoda; Arachnida; Mesostigmata; Varroidae
Product: kinesin-like protein KIF18B
Biological process (GO): microtubule-based movement
Molecular function (GO): ATP binding; microtubule binding; microtubule motor activity
Source: RefSeq, a predicted model, not a curated record
AACUGUUUACUGUUUAUCCUUAUUGGUGAAAUUUAACUUUUUCAUAUCGGACGUAGUUAUGCCUGUGUGGACUUCUGUUAGCAAUAAUGGUUACCUUGAACUUUUAACAAAACCAACAUAGAGUUAAUAAAAAUAGCUUCUUUUUCAUAAGAUGUCAAAGCGUUCUCUGAAUCAUUAGCAAUUCAAGUGAGAACUUUUUCUCAAGUAGAGUUGGAAACGUUACUUCUUUGUUCUACGUAACUUUUUAAAUAACAUCACUUUAUCACACUAAGUGAACCGAUGAUAAUGGUUAUUUUUUUAUAUGAUGCUCUAUUAUAAAUUUGGCUUUCCUUAAAGGAGUAAAGGUUUUUCGUCAAAUCUAGAUAUACUAAUAUUUAAUCAUGACCCCUCAUUGAGUUUAGGUUAGUUAUUGUUUCAAUUGUUUUUUUGAAACUACCGGGGACGAUACCCUACGUGUCUUGUAAAGGAAAGAAGAUCCACGAAAAUAGAGAUUUGUCCAACUUUGAGUCCGCAGCUUCACCUUAUAUGUAAUUUGCUGCAAAGACGUACUUUUGGUACAGUGAACAUCAUAUAAUAUUGUAUAUCUGAUACCAUACUGCAAAUCUAUUAAUUUGAUUUGUAUGACUCAAAAUGAUAAGCGGCAAAUGGUCGUUCGGUGCAUAUCUGAACUUGAAAAAACCUUUAAAACAUUAUUUCCUCUAUUUGAAAGCACCGUUUGAUGUUCCGACCUCUUAUUUUGCCAAAAUCACCAAGGUUAAGACCUAAUGGCGGACUUCGGACAAGUGACAUUUUUAGCUACAAUAUAACGUAUCCUAGAUGUAUUUUAAAGAGGUAGCUUGACUAGAAGCAGAACUUCCAGGUGUCAGAUUCGUGAACACCAACUCAUCAUCCAGAAGUCUGAGUAAACUUCUGUCAAAAAAAACAUUGCUAUAGACAAAAGAACAACGAUUGUAACGACUUUAAUCAAAUGCCACACAUCGGAGUUAUAACCGCUGUAACUCGGCUGAAAUCAGCGUUGUUCUCAUUACCCGAUGAUGUUAGCAAAUUACAGAUGGCGCCGAGUCGCCGCUCACUGAAGCGGGCUCCAUCGCGACGCUCAACUAGGAGAUCGAUCGGGAAGACAGGAGUCCAACUUGCUCACGCGAUCUUUUCAGAGGAUCUGGUGCCGACAUCGGCAACUCGAAUCGAGUUAUCCAAAGGUCGUAUGGCUGUUGCUGUACGGAUUCGGCCAUUAUCCGCUUAUGAAGAAGAGCAUAGCCAACGCCGCGUUGUCAGCGCACUGGACGAAAGACAGUUGAUUUUCGACCCAAAAAGUAGCUACGAGGAUUUAGAACGACAGCCUCGUGUGCAGGGUUCUAAGAUCGUCUCUAUGGCCGAAAAGAAUGAACAGUUCGAAUUCGAUCGGGUCUUCGAUGAGUCCAGCGAUAACCUUAAGGUUUAUGAAGAUACAGUAGUACCUCUCCUAACGUCAUUUCUUGACGGAUACAACUGCUCCGUGUUUGCCUAUGGAGCCACCGGGUCCGGAAAAACCCAUACGAUGAUGGGCCAGGACACAAAUCGGGGUAUCGUAUCACUAACGAUGGAGCGGCUGUUUUCGCAGCUUGAAGGUCUUGAAUCGGAGAACGUUAUUGAAGUGCAAGCAUCGUAUUUUGAAAUCUACAAUGAAAAUAUCUUAGAUCUACUUCGACCGGGAAAAAGCGAGGCAAAACCAUUGGAGAUCCGCGAGGCAGGAAAAAACGUUUUUAUCAGCGGUCUAUCACAUCAUGCUGUCACGACAAUGGAACAGAUCUUGGAACUUAUACAGGAGGGAAGCAGACGAAGAAGCCAAUCGGAAACUCAGGCUAACGCAAAAUCAUCCCGCUCACACGCUAUAUUUCAAAUCAGUCUCAAGAUCACAAAUAAAAUAACGCGUACACUUCAGGAGAGUAAAAUGUCUCUAAUUGAUCUAGCUGGCAGUGAACGGGCUGCAGGAGUGAACCGGAGCAGAGACCGUUUUAAGGAGGGAACGAAUAUUAAUAAAAGUCUUUUAGCAUUGGGCAACUGUAUCAACGCCCUUGCCGAAAACAAAAAGGCGCACGUGCCCUACAGAGACUCAAAACUGACCCGAAUCUUAAAGGAUUCGCUGGGUGGCACUGCCGUUACCUUGAUGAUUGCUGCAAUCAGCCCAUCAAACGCUUCGUAUGAGACGACGCAUAAGACAUUGUUGUACGCGCAGAGAGCUCGCAAGAUUCAGACGACGGUAACGAAAAAUCAGAACAAAGUUGCACUUGGCGGUGUUACUAAUUAUAUGACGCUGGUGAACACGCUUAGUGCUCAACUGCAAACAGCUCAAACGCAAAACGCACAAUUGCGUAAGCAGCUUCAGACGGAGCAGAGCAAUUCGGCUAAACUUCAAGCUAAAGUCGAAGACUUGCAAGUGGAAUUGAACACUGCAAGGAGUAAUAAUUCGAUAGGUGAGAGUUCGCCUCACGCUAAGAUUGGGCCAUCAGUGCUUGAAAUCGCUGAUAGAUAUACAGAAGAGCUAUUCCGCCAGGUAAUCAGAGCACGAAACCGAGAAAUUGAGGCUAUUUCCGCAGUGAAACAGGCGCAAUUUGCUCGCUCAUUAGGUUUGCCAUCAGAGAGCAUUGAUGUACUUCUGCAGAAUUCCCAAGCAAUGAGCCAGAAAAAACUUGACAUGGAUCGCAUGAUUGCUGAAGCACGAACAAAGGUAUCAACUAACGCUAUGUCACCGUUGGACAGUCGAUAUCUUCAUGAUACAACUCAAAGAGAGAUGCAGGAAACACAACAGCUAGCCGCACGUCUCAUUCAAAUGGCCCUGAAGGGAGGAGCUCAGCUCGAGAUACCUUUGACACGGUUCCUUGCCCUUGACAAUACCGAAGCGCUAUCCAUCCCACUAUCAGCACUAGCAUCAAAUUCUGAGUCUUCAUCUAUGGAUAUCCAGCAGCCAUGCACACCCGCACGAAAUGCUACCGAGUGUCCUUUAAACCAGACUUUUAGUAAAUUUGCAACUCCUCCGAUUCCAGCGCCUCGUUCUGCUAUCAAAAACAAUACAAUCACCAAGCAAACAAGUGCGAGUAACGUUCUGGGUUUCGACAGGGACGUCCAGGCAGUCCAAGGUUCGGCCCGACUACCACCAGUAAGCCUUGCUACCAAGGUCCGUCGCGUUCUAGUCCGCUCGCAGAGCACCCGAACGUUUGGCGAUAACAACACCAAUAACAACCAGAACAGCAUGCGGGCAUUUUUGCACCAUCAACCACCGAAAGCCAACUUCAUUAAAAAACCCACCUGGAAAUGAGGAGUCAAACGCGGUAUGGUCUGCUAGUAAAAAAAAUUUAUUUACAACCCAUGGAAUCUACGAUACGGGAUGGUAGCGAUAUAUUUAUGUAUAUAGCUAUGCCACACAUGUUUAGUUACCAAGAGUUUUUCUACGGCUGAGAAAUUUGUUAAAUUCGUUUAUCUUUGAAGCAAUUGACUUGGUGGAAAUCCAUUCAGAAAUACCUUUAACUACCGGACGUUUUAGAACAUAAGUUCUAAAAAAAAGGACCAAGCCGUCAUGAUACAAGUCUCAAAAGUUAAGAAAAAAAAAAUGACCGCUUUGAUCGUAGCGUCGCACUGUACUAACGACUUCUACUAUGACAGAACGCUCUUGGAGUAGCUGCAAUUGAAUCAUGCUAGGAACGGGAGAAAAGAAUGCACGCUGGUCCACAGAUUACUAUAGUAACAAGUGUGAUAUGGACCGGUAACUCAAAAGUUAACUACCGACAAAACGUAUUUCACUUAUACGUAAGAACAAAGACAGCACACUCAAGAACGUAUCUACGCGCACAACAGCAUGCGGCCGCAACAUACGCUUGAUUGUAUAUACACAAUAGAAAUUAUUAACUGUUGCAGAUCACAAUGUAGCUAUCUGUGCUGUUCUGUAUAUACACCCCCUGCUGCCUAUAUUUUCAUAAAAACAAAAAAGUCUAUACACAAAGAGGUGAAUGCCUACGAAGUGCGUUCUGAUUAACACACUUCGCAUUUUGUAUUCAUUACAAGUGAAGCACAAUCAUGCUAUAAGCAUCAAUGCAGGCAUAUCCCGUCUGUAAGUGAAUUCGAUUUAAUUAAAAAAUUUAGUUUGGCAGUAUUAAAGCAGCGGCUGUUCAGAAUAAGAUCGUGCCUAACCUGAGCUAUUUCCCAGGGCAGUUCUAUUAUAUGUCUAACCCUUCGCUUCCAUUAUGCGCCAGAAAUAGCUAAGUCUAUUGAACUGACUUCUGUGAUAGACGAGACAUGAAUCCUUCGAAGUUUACCGCCAAACGUUAAUCAACUAUAAAGAUUAUGAUAAAAGUUCUGUUAUAAAUCCCCAAUCAAAGUGCUAUGAAUAGAAAAAAUGGUAACGUGAUGUCACUGCAAAUUUCACGAACGGUAAUACGUCUGCCCGUCAAAGACAACAUACCAGUGCCGAAAAUAGUUGUCAUCAUGUAUUGUCACUAUAAAAAUUCGCAUUUUUACAAAUGCAUUUCUAUCUACAAUAUUUUUGUUCUGCUUAAUAAAUAAUGAAGCAAUGCAGGUUA